CGGAGAACAACCCUUGUCCGAGAGAUCGCGAUCCGCGGGCCGUGGGGUGGAAAGGGAUCACCACGGCAAGCAGGGGAGAGAAGAAGAGAACGGGGGCAAAAAGGAAAAGCAAAAAAGAGCUGAGUCGCCAUCGCGCACUUGGUCGCACGGGCGGGACGCAGGACUAGCGCCCAUUCGGUCGAGCGCUUCCCACCAGAGAACACCGCAGGAGUCUUACAGCUUCGAAACGAUCGACCCACUAUCCCGGAUCGGGCCUCAGCCAUGGCACCCAUGGCACCCCGACUCAGGGUCCUAUCAGUGGGCGGCAAUUCCGUCUCCGCCUUCUUAUCGUGGAGACUUCAAGCGACCAACGCCUGCGACAUCACUCUCGUCUGGAAGACGGGUUUCGACCAUGUGUCGCAAUACGGGAUAUCGUUCAAGUCGGCCGUAUUUGGCAACGAGCGGUUCAAGCCCAGGCAUGUCGUGCGGACACCAGAAGAGGCGGCCACCCGCCGAGAAGCCCCUUUCGACUACGUCAUUCUCUGUGUAAAAGCUCUUCCCGACGUGUACGACCUGGCCUCGGUGAUCGAUUCCGUCGUUACGCCUCAGCACACAUGCAUUCUGGUGAACACGACUCACGCGCUCGGGCUGGAGUCCGCCAUUGAGGAGCGCUUUCCGACCAAUGUGGUCCUGUCCCUUGUUUGCGGCGCCGAUCUCACCCAGCUUGGUGGGAGCGAGUUCGAGCAUAAGGGCUCGACCGAGUUGUGGAUUGGACCCGCCAACAAGAACCCCAACAUCCCGCCGUCAAUACAGGAGGACAUGGCGCAGGCUCUGGCUAUGACGUUGAAUACUGGCCAAGUCGACUGCAAGGUGUCUUCCAACAUCCGCCAGCAGCAAUUCGAGCGGGUGAUCGGCCCCAUUGCCUUCCAUCCUUUAACUGUCAUCUUCGAAACGCCGAACUACGCCGCACUGCUCGAGAAAGUCGGGGUAUCCAAACUUGUGUCCGACAUCAUGGACGAGCUGCUUGCCUUGGCUCAAGCUCACGGCUGCAAGUUUCCCCCCGACUUCAAGCAGACUACGAUUGACCAAUUUGCACGGUCGAACACGGAAAACAUCAUGUGGCAGGAUUAUUCGGCGAGGCGACCCAUGGAGGUCGAGACUUACCUAGGCUCGCCCGUCAGGUUAUCCCAGGAUACCGGGACCAGCGUCCCGCGGAUUGAGACACUCUAUGCCGUGCUUCAUAACCUUAACCUGGUUAACCGUAGCCGGCCAAAGGUGGACCCCGCAGUGGCAGCACCCGCUCAGCCGGGCUCGCCAUCUGCCACUCCUUCCCCGGUUCCCCGGAUGUCCGCCCAGGGCCCUCCCCGGCCGGGACCUAACGGGUUGCCCAACGGGAACGGCAUGCCUCCCAUGCGGCCACGGCCAAGGGGUUCCUCGUCUAUGGGGCCACUGGGUCCAGGAAUGCGCCGUCCGCAACCUUCCAUGAACGGGGGGCCGCCGAACGGCUAUCCACGCAUGCCAUCAAACGGGCGCACGCCGUCAAGGAGAAGCUCCAUGGACGGUACGGACCUGGAGGAAUUCAGUCACCUGGUGCUCUACGAUGAUAUCCCGGAGGGUGGCGAGCCCAGCUACCCGCAAUCUGACCCCCAUGAGCUCGCUCUUAGGGAGAGGGAGCUGCAGUUGCGGCAACGAGAGCUUGCCCUGAGGGAGCAGGAGAUGAGAAUGAGGCGGGCCGCGGGUCCGGGUCCUAGAAGGGGCCCACCCCCGCCGAUGUGGGGUGGCGGGAUGUACGAUGACGACGACGAAGACGACGAUUACUUCGAUCCUACUUCAGCGCCCGUGGGGCCGAUGAUCGACCCCGAUAAUUUCGACAUGAUGAGCGUCACCUCGAGGAAGAACCGCAAAGCGCCGAGCAGUGCCGCACAGUUUCGCAAGAAUCCCGAACACGACAGCGGCCCGCCUCGCAGCAAAUUCCGGCCGAGUUUUGGUAGGAACCGAUCGAGCCAGAUCAUGAAUACGAUUCCCGGGUUGCACGAGGACAUUAUGGACGACCCUUUGCUGGGCUUCACAUCGAACCGGUACGGCGCCGUUGAUCGGGGAGCCAUGCACGCUGGGUCGAGGGCGAAUUCCCUGACGGCUGCCCGCCUCGACGAGCUCCAGUACAAUCAAGGCCCGCCGCCAACGGGGAUGAACGGCAACGCGCCGCGCCGGUCGAGCCAGUCGCCGGGAAACCCGUAUAGCCCGUCGAUCCGCGGCGGCCCGAGCGGACGGCCCUCGCCACCGAACGGGUACCCUGCGCAGCAGAUGAACGGGCGGCCAUCACCUCCAGAGGGCGUGAGGCAGCCUAUGCCCCGCUACCCCCCGGGUCACGGCAAUGUUGUUGCGCCACAGCAGGUCGAGCAGCACGCUGGGGUGAGCGCCCUACAUCCACCCAAGACGAACAGUGCACGGAGUCUGACCGGCAGUGCGAGCGCCAGCGCGGGCAGUGGUGAGUCGACCAACCUCGACUCGGAGCGGUCGGCCCAUAGCAGCCAGAGCAGUCUCGGACCUCGUCCCCCAGUCGGCGUCCGGUGAGAGAUUCCGUGGCCAGCGUCGGGUGCGGAACUGUCCCGGAGCAUUUGAAGAGGCGAUGUUUCUCAGUCCACCUUCCGGCCGUGAAAUGGGAACUUCCUCUCUCCCAUGCUCCCCUCAACACCCCGACAUCCCCUUUCCAUCCAUCUAUCCCGCCGUUUGCGUGGCGGAAUGCACUUGGUCUAGAGGAGGGCUAGCAUAUUCAGCCGAAGAAACUGGUCUUGGUCAAGAACACGAAACGACAUGACAGAUGCAUCAUCAUCAUAGGGUUAUUAGACGGGGGGAGAUUGGCUGGUUGGGAGGAGCUCUUGGCUUAUCUGUCGUUCAGGCUGGAGAGGGGGGACGGGGGACGGGGGCAGGGCGGCGACGGUAGCGCGUACACUCUAAUUCUUAGUGAUUGUGGCUGGACUCGGGGAUGGCAAGGAAAGCGAGACUGAGCCU
Thermothielavioides terrestris NRRL 8126 is the source of this 2991-nucleotide messenger RNA. Its product is annotated as 2-dehydropantoate 2-reductase-like protein. Gene Ontology annotation, cellular component: cytoplasm. NCBI's taxonomy places the organism in Eukaryota, Fungi, Ascomycota, Sordariomycetes, Sordariales, Chaetomiaceae. The transcript is spliced from 5 exons. Bases 262 to 2553 code for a protein of 763 amino acids. Gene Ontology annotation, molecular function: oxidoreductase activity. The record is from RefSeq and is a predicted model, not a curated record.